Cervus elaphus (red deer) is the source of this 529-nucleotide messenger RNA. Its product is annotated as spermatid nuclear transition protein 3-like. The transcript is spliced from 2 exons. The record is from RefSeq and is a predicted model, not a curated record. The coding region runs from base 31 to 363 and encodes 110 amino acids. NCBI's taxonomy places the organism in Eukaryota, Metazoa, Chordata, Mammalia, Artiodactyla, Cervidae.
GUCUGGGUUAGGCCACUUCUUGGCACCAUCAUGACUAACGCAACCAGGAAGCCACGGCAGUCAAGAGGAGUUGCCAUGCGGUUUGCUUCAAGGAAGAAUGGAACAAAGAAGACCCUUUGUCAAAGGAGGGGCAGAGGCGGUGUCAAGGCACGAAAUAUGACCAUGAGGGUCAGAAGACCUCUACAAGGUACCUUCAGAAAGAAAAUCCGAUCGUAUGCUACUCAAUCGACAAAGCUGAAGAAGACAAGAAAGGCAAACUGUUUCUUCUCUCGCUGUGGACGUAAGAAAUCGAAUCGAAGCCGGAAAAGCUACCAAACUGUGAGGCAGAGUCAAGGAAGGAGGCAGAAUCCAAAGAGAAAAUAAGCUCAGCCGCCGCCAAAGAAGAGACCCUGGAGAAGUACAACGUGGGCAGCCAGUAAGUGAAUAGCAAAUGUCAGACAGUUUAGAAUUGUGGCUCCAGAGGUCUGCUUUGUUAGCAAUGGCCAACCAAGAAAAGACUCUCACACUAACAUAGUAAGCCGAUGGCUGC